UCUGAGCCUCAGCAUCCCCAGGCGUUCCCCAAGGGGAUGGUUUUGCAAGGUUCCUUCCUGUUCCCCAGCUCUGGAAAUUAUCAGGAUGUUAACGCGGGCGAGGGUAGCGAGUUUGCCGACAGCGGGAUCGAAGGGGCCACCACCGACACGGACCUCCUGUCCCGGCGAUCCAAUGCCACGAACUCCAGCUACUCGCCCCCCGCCGGCCGUGCCUUUGUGGGCAGCGACAGCGGCAGCAGCUCCACCGGGGACGCGGCCCGCCAGGGGGUGUAUGAGAAUUUUCGCCGGGAGCUGGAGAUGAGCACCACGAACAGCGAGAGCCUGGAGGAGGCGGGCUCCGCGCACAGUGACGAGCAGAGCAGCGGCACGCUGAGCUCCCCGGGCCAGUCCGACAUCCUGCUCACGGCCGCCCAGGGCACCGUGCGCAAGGCCGGCGCCCUGGCCGUCAAGAACUUCCUGGUGCACAAGAAGAACAAGAAGGUGGAGUCCGCCACGCGGAGGAAGUGGAAGCACUACUGGGUGUCCUUGAAAGGGUGCACACUCUUCUUCUACGAGGGCGACGGCAGGUCCGGGAUCGACCACAACAGCGUCCCGAAGCACGCCGUCUGGGUGGAGAACAGCAUCGUGCAGGCGGUCCCUGAGCACCCCAAGAAGGACUUCGUCUUCUGCCUCAGCAACUCCUUGGGCGAUGCCUUCCUCUUCCAGACCACCAGCCAGACGGAGCUGGAGAACUGGAUCACCGCCAUCCACUCCGCUUGUGCGGCCGCUGUCGCGAGACACCACCACAAGGACACGCUGCGGCUGCUGAAGUCGGAGAUCAAAAAGCUGGAGCAGAAGAUCGACAUGGACGAGAAGAUGAAGAAGAUGGGCGAGAUGCAGCUGUCUUCCGUCACGGACUCAAAGAAAAAGAAGACCAUCCUGGAUCAGAUCUUUGUCUGGGAGCAGAAUCUCGAGCAGUUCCAAAUGGACCUGUUUCGCUACCGCUGUUACCUAGCCAGCCUCCAAGGUGGGGAGCUGCCCAACCCUAAAAGGUUACUUGCCUUUGCAAGCCGACCAACCAAAGUGGCAAUGGGCCGCCUUGGAAUUUUUUCUGUAUCAUCUUUUCAUGCCCUGGUGGCUGCCCGCACUGGUGAAACUGGAGUCAGAAGACGUACUCAGGCCAUGUCCCGAUCCGCAAGCAAGAGAAGGAGCAGGUUUUCUUCUCUUUGGGGUCUGGACACUACCUCUAAAAAGAAGCAGGGACGCCCAAGCAUCAAUCAGGUGUUCGGUGAGGGAACUGAGGCUGUAAAGAAAUCUUUAGAGGGAAUAUUUGAUGACACUGUUCCAGAUGGCAAGAGGGAGAAAGAAAUGGUCUUACCUGCCGUCCACCAGCACAAUCCCGACUGUGACAUCUGGGUCCACGAGUAUUUCACCCCAUCCUGGUUCUGUCUACCGAACAAUCAGCCAGCCCUGACGGUCGUCCGGCCUGGGGACACGGCCCGGGACACCCUGGAGCUGAUCUGCAAGGCACAUAAACUGGAUCAUUCUGCUCAUUACCUGCGCCUGAAAUUUCUAAUAGAAAACAAAAUGCAACACUACGUGCCAAAGCCUGAGGAGGACAUUUAUGAGCUGCUGUACAAAGAAAUUGAAAUUUGUCCAAAAGUCACUCAGAACAUCCAGAUUGAGAAGUCAGAUACAGCUGGUGAUAAUUAUGGGUUUUCACUUUCUUCUGUGGAAGAAGAUGGUGUUCGAAGGCUCUACGUGAAUAGUGUAAAGGAAACUGGCUUAGCUUCCAAGAAAGGCCUGAAGGCGGGAGAUGAGAUUCUCGAGAUCAAUAAGCGGGCUGCGGGCACCCUGAACUCCUCUGUGCUCAGAGAUUUCCUCACACAGCCGUGCCUGGGCCUCCUGGUGAGGACCUGCCCCGAGCUGGAGGGAGGAGAAGAACUGCUGGAGAACCCGCCCCAUCGGCUGGACGGCCCGGCCGACCUCGGCGAGAGCCCCCUCGCCUUUCUCAGCAGCGACACAGGCCAGAGCCUCUGCAGCGAGCAGGGCAGCGGUGCGGAGGCUGCUCCGGAGGAGGCUGAGGGGCCGGACUUGGAAUCCUCAGAUGAUACUGAUCACAGCAGCAAGAGCACGGACCAGGUGGCCGCGUUCUGCCGCAGUCUGCACGAGAUGAACCCCUCUGACCCGAGCCCGUCCCCCCAGGACUCCACUGGGCCUCAACUGGCCACCAUGAGACAGCUCACGGAUGCUGAUAAGCUGCGCAAGGUCAUCUGCGAGCUCCUGGAGACAGAGCGCACCUACGUGAAGGACUUAAACUGUCUCAUGGAGAGAUAUCUAAAACCUCUUCAGAAAGAAACUUUUCUCACCCAGGAUGAGCUUGAUGUGCUCUUUGGAAAUUUAACCGAAAUGGUAGAGUUUCAAGUGGAAUUCCUUAAAACUCUGGAAGAUGGUGUGAGAUUGGUACCUGAUCUGGAAAAGCUUGAGAAAGUUGACCAAUUUAAGAAAGUGCUGUUCUCUCUGGGGGGAUCCUUUCUGUAUUACGCUGACCGCUUCAAGCUCUACAGUGCCUUCUGCGCCAGCCACACGAAGGUCCCCAAGGUCCUGGUGAAAGCCAAGACAGAUGCAGCUUUCAAGGCGUUCCUAGACGCCCAGAACCCAAAGCAGCAGCACUCGUCCACCCUGGAGUCUUACCUCAUCAAGCCCAUCCAGAGGAUCCUUAAGUAUCCGCUUCUGCUGAAGGAGCUUUUUGCUCUGACGGAUGCGGAGAGCGAGGAACACUACCACCUGGAUGUGGCCAUCAAGACUAUGAACAAGGUUGCAAGUCAUAUCAAUGAAAUGCAGAAAAUCCAUGAGGAAUUUGGGGCUGUGUUUGACCAGCUGAUCGCUGAACAGACUGGUGAGAAAAAAGAGGUUGCAGAUCUGAGCAUGGGAGACCUGCUGUUGCAUACCACCGUCAUCUGGCCAAACCCGCCCGCCUCGCUGGGCAAGUGGAAAAAGGAGCCUGAAUUGGCAGCGUUUGUCUUCAAAACUGCAGUGGUCCUUGUCUAUAAAGAUGGCGCCAAACAGAAGAAGAAACUAGUAGGAUCGCACAGGCUUUCAAUUUAUGAGGACUGGGACCCCUUCCGAUUUCGACACAUGAUUCCUACCGAAGCUCUGCAGGUUCGCGCUUUGGCCAGUGCAGAUGCGGAAGCAAACGCUGUGUGUGAAAUCGUCCACGUCAAGUCGGAGUCUGAAGGGAGGCCGGAGAGGGUCUUCCACCUGUGCUGCAGCUCCCCAGAGAGCCGAAAGGAUUUCCUGAAGGCUGUGCAUUCCAUCCUGCGAGAUAAGCACAGAAGACAGCUCCUCAAGACCGAGAGCCUUCCCUCGUCCCAGCAAUAUGUCCCUUUCGGAGGAAAGCGGUUGUGUGCGCUGAAGGGGGCCCGGCCGGCCAUGAGCAGGGCAGUGUCCGCCCCAAGCAAGUCUCUUGGGAGGAGGAGGCGGCGACUGGCCCGAAACAGGUUUACCAUUGAUUCCGAUGCCAUCUCCGCCAGCAGCCCGGAGAAAGACCCCCAGCAGCCCCCCGGUGGCGGGGACACUGACCGCUGGGUGGAGGAACAGUUUGAUCUUGCUCAGUAUGAAGAGCAGGAUGACAUCAAGGAGACAGACAUCCUCAGUGACGAUGAUGAGUUCUGUGAGUCGGCCAAGGGCGCCGCGGCGGACAGCGACCUGCAGGAGCGGCUUCAGGCCGCCUCCAUCACUCAGCGGGAGCGAGGCCGGAGGCCCCUGGACAGUCACGCGUCCCGCAUGACGCAGCUCAAGAAGCAAGCCGCCCUGUCGGGCAUCAACGGAGGCCCGGAGAGCACGAGCGAGGAGGUCAUUUGGGUUAGGCGCGAAGACUUUGCCCCCUCCCGCAAGCUGAACACUGAGAUCUGACUGUGUCACGUUCCCCCAUCCGUAGCGAGUCCGUGUAGAUACGUCUGCCGCCCCCCCACCCCACUCCACCGCCCCCUACA
Molecule: messenger RNA, 3974 nt
Organism: Odocoileus virginianus texanus
Lineage: Eukaryota; Metazoa; Chordata; Mammalia; Artiodactyla; Cervidae
Source: RefSeq, a predicted model, not a curated record